AAAAAUCCAAUAACUGUAAUUAUAACCCUCCCACGUCUUUCUAGAUCUAGGCCUCUAUACGAGAGAACAACGAAGAUUGCCUCACUGCCUCUGCGGCUAGCUGACUUCCCGCUGGUCCUCCGCACCGUCGAACGCCGAAUGGCCCUCUCUCUUCACCGACGAACGUUGCUAUUUCACCAGUAUACAUCACCUCUCUCCUCACUGGCGUACGCAAUUUCACCAGCCCCUCUCCACGGCCGAACGCAGCUUCGCCAGUCUCUCUCCACGGCUGAACUCUGCAUCGCCGGUCUCUCCUCACCGCUAAACGCUGGCUCCACAAUAGCAGCAGCAGGCUCUCUCCUCACCGCUGAACACCACUUCCACAUCACUACCUGACGGCUCUCUAAAUCUACCGCACCAUACCUUCUACUCUUUCUAGUUACAGGCAUUUGCAUGGGAUGUGUGUUCGAAAGAGUAGUACACAUCUGUACUAUUUUCUACUCAACUGACUGAGUGAAGGAAACAAAGAGUCUUACUCACUCCAUACUACUAUCAAACAAACCAAAGGCAAACAUUACGAGUAAUCUAGAUUUGGCGAUGCAAGCACAUUAAAUGACAAAAAGUAAAAGUAAUUCCAAGUCAAAAUGGGUUAAGCCAAUGGCAUUCAACGUGCAAGACUCAAGAGUGUUGGACAUUGAUUUUCUGUGAAGCAACUACCAUAUACGGAGUAGUAUUUAUUUAGUAGAAAAUAUUCUUAGUAUAUCUGAAAUUGAUAUGGAAUUUUGUUUCCAACUUUUUUGAAUUUUGAUGGUGUAAAAUAAUAGUGUUUAUAAUGUUCAAAUUUCACUAGUAUGAUAAUGCUAAAUUGAA
Cuscuta epithymum is the source of this 849-nucleotide messenger RNA. The record is from the annotation of a GenBank genome assembly. NCBI's taxonomy places the organism in Eukaryota, Viridiplantae, Streptophyta, Magnoliopsida, Solanales, Convolvulaceae.